Molecule: messenger RNA, 720 nt
Organism: Dovyalis caffra
Lineage: Eukaryota; Viridiplantae; Streptophyta; Magnoliopsida; Malpighiales; Salicaceae
Source: the annotation of a GenBank genome assembly
AUGUCAAGUUCUCAGUGUUUUGAGAACCCACCAAAGCUGAAUCCAGAUUAUGGAGUAGGGACAGUUCAAGAAUUUGGUGGCCUUAAAACCUAUGUUACUGGUCCUUCAGAUUCCAAGCUUGCCAUCCUUUUCAUUUCUGAUGCUUUUGGUUAUGAAGCUCCGAAUUUGAGGAAGCUCGCAGACAAAGUUGCAGCUGCUGGAUUCUUUGUAGUGGUUCCUGAUUUUUUUUAUGGCGAUCCAGCUAAUUUGAGCAAGCCUAAUUUUGAUAGAGAGGCAUGGAAAAAUGCCCAUCCCACGGACAAAGGACAUGAAGAUGCAAAGUUGGUAAUUGCUGCUUUAAAAAGUCAAGGUGUGAAUUCCAUUGGUGCUGCAGGUUUUUGCUGGGGAGGAAACGUAGCAGUGAAAUUAGCCAGUUCCAAUGAUAUUCAGGCUGCAGUUAUAUUGCAUCCUGGUAAACUUACCAUUGAUGAAAUUAAAGAGGUAAAGAUUCCUAUUUCUUUUCUGGGAGCUGAAAAUGACCAUAUUUUCCCGGCAGAACAUUUGAAAGAAUUUGGAGAGUUUUUAUCUGCAAAAUCUCAGUUUGAUAGCCAUGUGAAAAUAUUCCCUGGUGUCGGUCAUGGAUGGACAGUUCGUUACAAUGUCGAGGAUGAACCGGCUGUCAAGAUUGCUGAAGAAGCUCACCGUGACAUGCUACACUGGUUUACUAAGUUUGUCAAUUGA